UGUAAAGGCAGAGAGUAUACUGAUUUCGUAUAACACCUAGACCGAUACGUACUGACGGAAAAAGACAAUUCGAAUCAUGGCUGAUGCAUUAAAGAAUGUUAUUGCUCAGAGUCUAGAGUGUCCUGUAUGUCUGGAUACCUUCACCGAUCCCAAGAUCCUGUCUUGUUCCCACACCUACUGCACGAUCUGUCUGGACAACCUCUUGGAAUGCCAUGGUAACGACCAGAUGCUCCGAUGCCCUGUCUGCAGAGCUGAAACACAGGUCCCAAACCAAGACGUCAGCAAAUUACCGGCAAAUCUGGCUCUGAAGUCUCUCAUUGAAGACAUGAAGAAUCAAUAUCAAUAUUGCACGAGUUGUAAAUCCGAGGAAAAACCCCAAGCUGUUGUCUACUGUCAAGACUGUGGCAAGUAUUUCUGUAGCACUUGCCAUAACACACAUUCUCAGUGGCCAGGCUUCAUCACUCAUGAGGUCUUAGCCAUGACUGAGAUCGUAUCAGGGAAGAUGUCAGUACGUAGAUACCGUAAAUGCAGGAAACACCCCAAAGAGGAUGAGGAGUGCUUCUGUUCCGACUGUAGGAGAUUUGCCUGCUUCAAGUGUGUUGUCAUGGAGCAUACAAACGUAGGACAUCAGAUCAUCGAGGUAGCUGUUUAUGAAUGCAACCAUAUGAAGAGUAUCGAGGACCUCAAAUCCAAGGCGAACAAGAAACGCUCUUGCUUCAGAAAUACGUUGAUUUCAUUGAUGAACAGAAGGAGCGUGUGA
This is a messenger RNA of Strongylocentrotus purpuratus (purple sea urchin), 760 nucleotides long. Its product is annotated as E3 ubiquitin-protein ligase TRIM33-like. Gene Ontology annotation, cellular component: nucleoplasm; chromatin. Gene Ontology annotation, biological process: positive regulation of DNA-templated transcription. The transcript is spliced from 2 exons. Gene Ontology annotation, molecular function: ubiquitin-protein transferase activity; zinc ion binding. The coding region runs from base 77 to 760 and encodes 227 amino acids. The record is from RefSeq and is a predicted model, not a curated record. Lineage: Eukaryota; Metazoa; Echinodermata; Echinoidea; Camarodonta; Strongylocentrotidae.